Messenger RNA from Guyanagaster necrorhizus, 1029 nucleotides. RefSeq lists its product as uncharacterized. The record is from RefSeq and is a predicted model, not a curated record. Lineage: Eukaryota; Fungi; Basidiomycota; Agaricomycetes; Agaricales; Physalacriaceae. The coding region runs from base 1 to 1029 and encodes 342 amino acids. The transcript has 6 exons.
AUGUUCCUCUGCAAGGAUCCUGCUACUACUGUGAAUGAUCAUUUUGAUCAACUCCAGGAGUAUACUUCUCAUCUUGAACAUUAUAAAAGUGAGCUCACCAAGGAUAAGGACCUCAAAGAGUUGAUUUUUCAUGCUUGCACUGCCAUUGAAAAGGAAUUCCAUACCAAUACUUCCAAGCAGCCUAUCCAUAAGGUGCUCAAGACCAUCACUGGGUGGGUUCAAAGUGAGCGAGGUCAGCUUGCAGAUGGUGGGCCAGGUGCUCCUUCCAUUCCAACUGGCCCUUGUCAUGACCCUAAGUCAGCUGGGGUCAUUGCACGCAAUAAGGGCAAAGGCCGCGCUAUUCGUCGUUCUCGUGUCACCGUUGAUACUGAGUCUGAUGAUGAUGAGGAUGACCCAGACAAGGUAGUGGUCUAUUCUGAUUCUGAUACUGAGUCUAUUAAAAUGGUCAUUGAUGAGGAGGCCUCCAGGGCUGGGCGGUUUCUAAAGUUUUCCAAGACUAGAUCCAGCGAUGUGGUUACUGGGGACAAGUGUAAGGAACCCUACAAGGCAACUUCCCAAAGGUUUAUCAGCAAAGAUGGUGCUCAUGCUUGCAAGUGUGCUAAGCUAUCGUUUCCACUUCCAUCAGCCCAGGAGUAUUUUCCUUGUGGUUCUCAUGGGAUCAGAGAGCAGUGCCCUGCCUCAGCUCUUGAACUUGUUAGUGUCUUUGCCAAUGACAAGGGAGCUGCUCCUAGUGUCCAUGCUUUGUGCAAGAGUUAUAAAGGAUCAGCCAUGGGUCAUUUCAUGGUGGAGAGAUCUGAGCAUCUGGCCAAGCUUGAGAGUGCCCUCAUGGGUGAUGUCCUUGUGCUCCAGCACACUUUAUACACUGCUGAGAAACAGCAUGCUUUCCUCCUUAAUGAACUUGAGCAUGUCCAGUCUGCCCUUCAUCUCUUGGUUCCAGCGCUAGCAGACUCUGGAGAUCCUGCUCCUGUAGAGACUGAGACUCCUUUUGCUCCUUCCACCUCAUCUAAUGUGGAGCCUCCAUCUGCCUGA